Messenger RNA from Trichomonas vaginalis G3, 1998 nucleotides. RefSeq names its product regulation of parkin-mediated stimulation of mitophagy in response to mitochondrial depolarization. Bases 1 to 1998 code for a protein of 665 amino acids. The record is from RefSeq and is a predicted model, not a curated record. NCBI's taxonomy places the organism in Eukaryota, Parabasalia, Trichomonadida, Trichomonadidae. The transcript has a single exon.
AUGAAAGACCUAAAGCUAUACAAAUAUUCAUUACUUCAACAUGAUUUACCAUUAAUUGCCGAAAAUUGCAUAAUCAGAAACAUUUCUUCAUACCUUCCUUGGACAAGCAUGAUGAAAGACCCGAUUGUCGUGAAUAUUACUGAUGUUCGCUUUUAUAUCAAAUCAUUAUUUGGUGAUAAAGAUGAAAUGCCGCAUCAUAGCGUUUUAAAAGAAAUUAGGGAGCAUCAAUUACUUGCUCAUGAGCAAUAUAAAACUCAAGUUGGUCGACUUUUGAUGUUAAUAUCACCUAAAAAUAUAAAAAGCAUGCUUUUCGGUUUUGUUUCGCAGAUGAAAAUCAAAAUAGAACGUAUUAACAUUGUCAUUGCAAUUGGAGAUUAUCAUUUAGGAAUUUUAAUUAAAGAAAUCGAAAUUACUGAUCCUGUUCAGAAGAUCGAUAAGACCACCAGGUUAGUCAAGCUUAAUGGGAUAAGCGCUUACCUUGAUAAAAAUGAAGAAUUGAUCAACACAACAGAAAAUGCAAUUUUCAUUCAGCAAAUGAACAACAUUUACAACGAAAAUCAUAAUUUUAUCAUCAAAGACUUUUCAACAGAAGCCAUUGCAACUAUUGAUUCCCAAUUAGAACUCUCAAUUAACAUUGAUGAAAUAAAUUGUGAAAUUCUUCCAUGGCAAAUCGAAUUUUUAAUACAUACAGCAUCUAAUAUACCAAGAUUCAUGCCAUAUAUUACUACAAGGAACAUGACUUCCGAUGAUAAUUUGGAUGAAAAAGGAUUAUGGAAAUUUAUUCACAAAGCAGCGACCAAUAUCUCAUCACCAAAGACAUUUAUUGACAAAUUCAAAGAAAUGAAGGAAUAUUUGCAAAAUUACAAAGAUUCUAAAAAUAGAAACGAAAAUAUUCAAAAAUUAGAUCAUUCUUUAGACUACAACACAAUUGUUUUGUAUAGGAUGUUAGCGGAAGCAAAGAAAGGAGACAGAAAACUCACAAAAGAUCAGUUAGAAAAAGUAUUUUUGUUAGUUGACACAGAUGCGCAAAUUUACUUGCCAAAUUUGUUAUUUACGUCACCUGUACAUGCUGAAAUUGGUCAGGUCAACUUAAAAGUCGCAGAUUUCCUUUGUAUUUUGAAUAAUUUAUCAUUUUCCAUGGAAAACAAGUCGAACGUUCAAGUAAUCGAAGGCGGAUUCAACUCAAUCCAACUUAAGCGCAAGGUUGGAAAGAUCUACACCCCUUUCUUUGAGAGUAUUGAAAACGGUAGAAAAGAUUUCAAUUUUAAUUUGGCACUUUUUUGUCAAAAUUGUUUACAAAAGAACAAAAAUGAGAUUGCAUUAUCAUGUUCGGCUUCCAAUUAUGUCAUUAACCUGAGGCAUUUAUCAGAAUUAGUUAUUGACGCUUCUUUUAUUGAUUCCAUCGUUUCAUUUGUAACAGAAGUAUCGAAACUGAGGUUUGAGAUACCAAAUCUAUCUGUUUAUUUGUCUCCAUUUGAGAUGGUCAUUCACAAUGGAACAAAUGUUCAUUUGACUUUUGAAUGCGAAGGAGGAAUCACUUCCACAUACAAAUCAGACAUUUUGUUAAUGGAAUUGAAGUCUGGUCGUGUUAAAUUUGGCGAUGAAAAGGAUAUUUUGCUCGCAGAAAAUGUUUUUCUUGAUUUGAUGCUGAAAGAUAAGAAUUUAUCCAUCAAUUUGCAGCCACCUGUUAUAUAUAUUGAACUCGCUGAUAUCGCAAAACUACUUGAAAUCGUUCCUGAAAUGCCAAAAAUAAGAGGAGUUGGAAAAUGUAAAUUCAUUGAUUUGUUGAAUGUUAUUCCUGAGUUCAGCUUUUCUUUACAUGUUCCUGACUUCUUCGCUGUUGUUGGUUUCCCUCUAACAACUGAAAAAAUCAAAGUUAAUAUAAAAUCUCUGGAUUUCGAUGGAAACUUUAAUGAACUGAAGAGUGCAGCCUUCCUAAAGCUGAAAAUGGACUUCAAAGGUAUCUCCUUUGCUGGAGAAAUCUUUGAUAAACAUUAA